CCCUCUCUCUCUCUCUCUGUGUUCUCCAUCCUCAUGAUUUGCGUUUUGACUACUUUCUGAGCAGAAAUGGCUUUGAGAAGAUUGCAAACGCUUCGUGCUCUGUAUUGGACUGCUGGGAUUCGAGAAUCUUCGUAUCUGCUUGGUAGUUCAAGAAGCUAUUCAAAUGCUAUUUCACAUGUUCCUGAAAUUAAUCAGCGGAGCAUUUCUUCUUGCUUAAAUAAUGCCCACAAAGCUUUCCCGUUCAUUCGAGGAAGUAUGAUGACUCUUCGCUCUACGAUGGCUGCCGAGUUGUUGCUAUUCUCCAAUGACACGAGGUUGGUUACUACACAGGCAAAAGCUCCUCCACAAGCGCGACAGAUGGGAGCUCUUAAAGUAUCCAUGUUGAGUCCUGGAUUCAUUUAUGAACCUUAUGCACCUCGUGAACCAAUAUCAUUUUGGAAGAGAUGGUUCACAGGAAGUGGUUGGAAAAGAACAAAAGAGGAUAUUAUUCUGGAGCUUAAAAGUGCCUAUGCAAUUAACAAAUUAAGAAAAUCUGGAUACUCAAAGCAGACGUUUUACAAUGAGGCCGUAAAUAGAAAUUUUUUCUUCUUUUUCCAGAUAAACACUCUAAUGGCAACUGGAGACAAAACAUCAUUAAGGAAAGCAGUUACUGAGAGAAUGUACUCUGCACUCAAAACUGAAAUUAAACAAAGAGAAUCCAUGUGGAGCAAGGUCCAUUGGGAAAUGGUCGAACCAGUUGUUAAGAUACGAACUUUGCGGGCUCGUCUGAUUGGUGUUGAUCGCAAUGACCUCAGCAAAGUUUUCAUUCAACUCACACUCGAGUUUCUGACUAAACAGAAGUUUGAAGCCUAUGAUUCAAAAGGUUCUGUUGUAGCUGGAGAUAAAGCUAAGGAGGUCCUCGUCCGUGAUGUAUGGGUAUUUGAGAAAUCUCUCUUUCACCCUGGAGCUUACUGGCGUCUCUGUGGGCGGAUCUCACUGAAAUCUCCUUAAUUGAAGUCUUAGAUCUACCAUGCUGAUAAUGAUGAUUAACUGCUGUUACCCAAUUUUGUAAGCUGUGAACUCUGUAAAUUUAUCAGAUCUAUUAAACAGAUAGAACUGUAAGUUUACAGGAUUAUUAUUCCAAUUUCACCUGAGGUUAGCUUUGGGGAUCAACUGGAGUUGCGUUGGCAGGUAGAGUUCCUCAAGCAAUAAAUCUGACACGGUGAUCGUUGUUCUUAAAACAUUGGGAAUGGUUAUGUGGAAUGUCUUCCUGAAUGCCUAUCCUCUGUUGAACUAUGUAAUGGCUUCCUGAAUCGCCCAAGGUAUGUUUGUGCCUGUGAAUUGUCUACAUAAUGAUGUCCUUGUGUCUGGCAAAAGGAAUUUCCAUCUUAACCUUCCUCCAACCAAGUAAGACUUGUUGAAAAAUGUGAGAGUAUUAUACAAUAGAGGAGAAUUCCAU
Molecule: messenger RNA, 1438 nt
Organism: Corylus avellana
Lineage: Eukaryota; Viridiplantae; Streptophyta; Magnoliopsida; Fagales; Betulaceae
Product: Mitochondrial inner membrane translocase complex, subunit Tim44-related protein
Cellular component (GO): mitochondrion
Source: RefSeq, a predicted model, not a curated record